AUGCCCGGCUCGUCCCUAUGGCUCAUCGCCCGCAAGGACGAUGAACCCUUCAACAAGUCCCUAAAAGAACUGAUCGGGAGUACCCUCCCAUCGAACUUCCCCCACGCGCCCAAGCGCAAUUUUAUCCCGCAUGUGACCAUCACCUCGGACAUUGACUCGUCAAGAACCUACGGGGAUUCAUCUCCCCAAGAGUGGCUCGAUGGACUCAGCCUGCCCGAGUUCAAAAAGGAGUCGGACGAGGUGCACGUGGAGCUCGAGCAGCUCGAAGCGGGCGAGCCAUUCUUUAAGAAGGUGACCAUCCGCGCCGCAAGAGAUGCCAACCUGCUCAAACUCGCCGCGGCGUGUCGACGGCAGGGUGUCUUGCUCAGUGAAGCCGACGCGCAGAACUGGGCGCAGACCGAAUUUCGUCCGCACCUGAGCCUCUUCUACGGCGACGUGCCACAGAGCGAGGUGCAGAAGAAAAUCGGCCUGAUCGAGUUGCAGCUCGGCUUUGAGUUGGGCAGUCUCUUCGAUUGUUGCGGUGGCACAUUGGCCAUGGGCGCGAAGCUCGUGCUGGUGGACACGAGCAAGGACAUCGAGGACUGGACGCCCAUCGCGGAGAGGGACUGUCCUUGGGUCAUGUGGAAGAUGGCCAGAGGUCUGUUGUGA
Messenger RNA from Fonsecaea nubica, 648 nucleotides. RefSeq lists its product as hypothetical. Gene Ontology annotation, biological process: cyclic nucleotide metabolic process. The transcript has a single exon. Lineage: Eukaryota; Fungi; Ascomycota; Eurotiomycetes; Chaetothyriales; Herpotrichiellaceae. Bases 1 to 648 code for a protein of 215 amino acids. Gene Ontology annotation, molecular function: 2',3'-cyclic-nucleotide 3'-phosphodiesterase activity. The record is from RefSeq and is a predicted model, not a curated record.